This is a messenger RNA of Cinara cedri, 847 nucleotides long. NCBI's taxonomy places the organism in Eukaryota, Metazoa, Arthropoda, Insecta, Hemiptera, Aphididae. The record is from the annotation of a GenBank genome assembly.
AUGCUUAAAGCUUCCUCCCAUUUACAUUUUUCCAACUCAUUUUCUGGUACUCCAAAAGUGGUAUUUUCUACAGAAUGCAAUGAACGAAUGCAACAAGUCAUAUUUUGGGCACUUCUACUAAAGAGUAAAUUAAAGAGUGAUUUGUUCAAAGCUAAAAACCCAAUCCCAAAAUUAAUCAACGCUCCCGUAAACUGGGAAACCUGGGAAACCUUUAGAAAAAACUUGGAUGAAAAUCUUAAUAAUCAAAAGCGAUACAGAGACUUAGACGAUAUCAAUAAGAGCAUCGAGCAUAUUAAAGGCACAAUAAAAGUUGCAGUCACCCAAGCGCAGACCAGAAAACACGCAACUACACCUCAGCUAACCAAUUCCCUCACAAUUGCCGUAAAAAAUCUAAUAAAAGGAAAACACAAAACUAGAAGAAUAUGGCAGAGAACUAGAAACAGCAGUCAAAAGAAGAUUAAACCAGCUGAAUAGGAGAGUAAAGUGGGAACUUGAUAACUUAAGGUAUAAUUCGUAUCGCGCCUACCUUGAAAAGGUAAACCCAAAUGACUCUAGUCUUUGGCUAGCGACAAAAAGAAUCCUAAAGCAACCUAAUCUCAUCCCUCCAUUAAAAAAUGAAAUUGCCAAAUACGACACCAACUAUGAAAAGUCUGAAGCAUUUUCCGAAUACUUUGAAACUUGUUUCACUUCCGAAGACAACACUACACCAAAAAGAGGGAGUUCAGAUGAAUCACCGAAUGCAACUAACAAUAAGCACAGCAAUACUAUCAUUCCAACAUCUCCCAAAGAAAUACAAUUGAUCAUAUCUAAAUUAAAAAGUAAGAAAAGUCCUGGUCAUUCGUCCUGA